Molecule: messenger RNA, 1584 nt
Organism: Aspergillus pseudonomiae
Lineage: Eukaryota; Fungi; Ascomycota; Eurotiomycetes; Eurotiales; Aspergillaceae
Exons: 5
Coding region: 1-1584 (527 amino acids)
Source: RefSeq, a predicted model, not a curated record
AUGGCUUCCACCUACCCGGACGGCAUUUUCGAUAGUUUAGGCAAAUUCUACGUCUCGGUGGCCAUCGUGUGGACGGUCGCACUGCUUGUCGGCUCUGUCUUCCUGGUCAUCAAUCGCCAUGAGCAAUGCAUUCGCAUUCGGAACCUGCCUCUCGCCCUGAGCGCCGUGUUAUGUCUUCAUAUCUACUGGAUUCUCUGCAUGCUGGCAUACACGAUGGCCGGUGCAUACCCCUGCGGGGUAGAGUACUGGAUCAUGAGCAUCUACCUGCCGCUGGGAAUCGCUCUUUUCCAAGCGAAUAGCAUGCAGCUCCUGAGCGUCUCCGGCAUUCAGGAGAAGAUGCUCCAUACCGCACACCAACCGCAGAAGUCUAGUCGUGGUCCUGGCUCGAAAUGCCCUAGCCAAUACUGGCGCCAAUGGAAAGAAAUGAACUUGGUUCACCGAACGGAAGUGGCCAUUGCCGUGGGAAUGGCGGUACAACUGUGUCUCUCACUCUCUGUCUACCUUGCCUCUCGAAAGUUCCAUGGCUUCGGCAGUUUCUCCGAACGUGGCAGUCUCGCAGAGUGUCGGCGAGGUCCUGAAUGGCAAGAUUCACUGAUUCCUUCGAUUCUGUGGCAAUUGUUUUGGUCGUGGAUAUUUGCGCCCUGCAUUCUCUGGAAGAUUCGCAAGAUCCGUGACAUACAUCACUGGAGGCUUCAAAUCACUCUCUGCGUGAUCGCCGCGUUACCGGGUUCACCUUUGUGGUUCAUAGCACUCAAUUCAACCUCCGAGCCCUGGACUACCAUCAAUAGGCACUGGGUACCAGCUCUCUGGUUUACUCCGGGUAUUGUCGCAAUGGAAGGCGUGACAGUCUUUUUCCCAUUUUAUGAACUUGUCGUCUCUAGAAAGCAGCGAGAUCGCAUCCUAGGCGCAAUCGAGGCCUGGAACGAGAAGAAGGUUAACGACAGCGAAUCUGAUUCGGGCACAUCGCGUUCGCAGGCUGGGUCCAGUCGCAUGAAUGAGCUCUACUCUAUCAAGGCAUUGGAGAAGUGUCUAGCAGAUGACUCCCACGCGCUGCUCCAUUUCGCCGCAGCCAAGGAGUUCAGCGGCGAGAACAUCAUCUUCUUGAAUUACGUGCGCGACUGGAAGGCCAGCUGGGCCAGAAUCAAUGCGUCAAAUCCCGAAUACGAUUGGACCCGAGAUCCUCAAUAUCACCGGCUUCACUUCUUCAAGAUUGCGGUCGAGAUCUAUAGCGCCUGCGUCAAUCUGAAAACGGCGGAAUUCCCGAUCAACGUUGAAUCGCGCAUCUACUCAGAUCUGACGGCAAUGUUUGGCGACGCAGUGCAAUGUUCCGGUCGGCGUGUGUCAAGGGGCACCGCAACACACAUGGAAGAAGACACCCGUGCUCUAUGUCUGGACGAGAACCCCUACGUGAGCCAAAGCAUCAUGCACAUCAAGUCCCGUGUCCCCGACUCGGUCGCUGUCCCUGUGAACUUCGGGAUCUCUUCCUUUGACGAAGCCCAGAAGUCCAUCCUCACUCUGGUGUUUACUAAUACCUGGCCCAAAUUUAUUGAUUCUUCGAGCGACGACUUGUCCAUCAAGCUUUGA